AAAGUAUUUCAGAGUGACGUCCCUUUGAAACAUGGCGACGUCCUUGGUGUCACUCGUGCGAUGUAAUGCCGUUAAGUUACUUGCAAACAGGGCAUGCAUUACUUACCAAACUGUACGAUUCCGUCGUGCAAAGAGGGUCUGGGGAACAAGUUACGAAAAGGCAAGAAGUUACGAGGAAAGGAUUGCAGAGCUGAAAAGUCAAGAACCGAUCUUGAACCAAGGCAUAAACAUUGGGUUUCCCCUUAGAACAGCCAGUUUCAACCCUGACCAACUUCACAAGGACUGGCUGAAGAAGAGACAAGGAAAAGAACAGCAAGCUCGGAAAAGGGAUUUAAUUAUCUCCCUGGAGGAUGUUAAAGCAAAAUGGCAGGAAGAACAGGGCAGCAGACAUGUCCACCAGAUAGCGAAACACUACGGCAUUUACCAGGACAUGUUUGACCAUGCUUUCUUCUACCCAGCAACAGACCUCGACAUCAGUUACGACUACGAUGAGGACUUUGUCACAAUGGUCUGCACAGGAAACAGGAUAUCACCAGCAGAUGCUGCUGAGUGCCCACAUGUGACGUACGCGAGUGAUGACAAGUCGUUGUGGACGCUGGUCCUGUCCAGCCCCGAUGGUCAUAUAGAUCAGGACGAUAAAGAGUGUCUACACUGGAUGGUUGCUAACAUCCCAGGUAAUGAUGUAGAGAAAGGGGAGGUAAUCUGUGACUACAUGCAACCCUUCCCUCCAAAAGGGACAGGGUAUCUCCGCUAUGUAUUCCUCCUCUACAAACAGUCAGAAAAACUUGACCUCAGUCAGAUGCAGAGGCCAUCAAAAUGCCUGUCUCUACAAGAGAGGACGUUCAGCACUCUCAGCUUUUACUCGGAGAGACAGGACGUUCUGACACCAGCAGGGCUGGCCUUCUUCCAGUCGGAGUGGGACCCAUCAGUCAGGGAGUUUUUCCAAAAUAAACUAGAAAUGCCAGAACCAGCGUUUGAGUUCAUGAACCCCCCACCAUACCAUCCGAAACAAGUGAAAUACCCACACAAAGAACCAUUUAACUUAUAUCUAGAUCGGUAUAGACACGUGAAAGAUAUCAACGAAGAAGUCUUGAAAGAAAAGUUGAAGAGAAUAUCCCCAUUCAGGCCAAACAAACCGAAAGCUUUGUACCCAGGAACUGUUCCUUUGCCAAAGUCGAUGCCAAGCUGGCUGAAAACACGAACCAAGAAUAUUCGGUUUGGUCGGCACCAGUGGAAGGGACUACCAGGAGAGUAGAGUUGUGAUGUUGCCAUGGUUACAGAUUUAUAAACAAAAGAAGAACCCUUGGACUCUAAAUUGUCAGAGUUUCGGUCGACUUUGAGGUAAUGGUACCUGCAUUGCAAAAGACAGAUGAAGGAAUGUAUAGAAGAGGUUGCAGAUUACAGCACAGCGAGGAGUGAAAUAUGACAACAAAUACCUUUAGUGCUUGUCCACCAUUAAUGGUUUGACAAGGACACCAGGAUAUUUCAUACUACGUACACACACCUUAGUAUGUUGUUUGCUGUGUCAUGCAAUCAGGAACUAGUUUAUGAUAGAUAUUUGGUACUACUGUUGGCUUAGUAGUUGAAGAGUUCUUUCAUCAUGGGUUACAGCCACCAUAUAGCUGAGUGUGGUGUAAAACUCACUCACUCUCAUCAUGGCAACGGUUGGGAUUUAUUCCCCACAUCGUUGCAAUGUAUGAAGCCAUUUUAGGUGGCCCCUGAUGUGAUAUGGCUGAAAUAUUGAUGUAAAACCAUCGUAUACUCCCCAGAUCACUCAUGAUAUUGUUUAAGUUGACUCACAAAUAGAGAGAUAAGUUUAAGCUGAAAAACAUAUUUAUAUAACUGGGAAGAUGUAUUUAAUUCAAUAUGGAACUUUCAGCAUGCCAGGAACGUAAGAUCUUGGGUUUGAAUCCCAAGUUUGCCCAGGUUUUGUUUUCUGGUAUGUUGGACCAUAUCCAUGCUCAGUGGUUUCACCUGCAUCAUUUGCGCCUUUCCUCGAACAUCAAUCUUACAUCCCGACAUAAAACUGAAAUACGGUUCAAAGCAGUGAUAAACCCAGCUCACUCACUCACUCUGUGGGAUCAUUGUUGAAGGGACUCAUUAACAUUCAGGGACAGUGGGGUAGCUCAGUGGUUAAUGUGUUCGCUCGUCAUGCUGAAGACCCGGGUUCGAUUCCCCACAUGGGCACAUUUCUGUCAUUCCCUGCCGUGAUAUUGCUGGAACGUUGCUAAAGGCAGUGUAAAACUUAACUUACUCGCUCACUCAUUACUAUUCAUGAUAAGAGAUAAAUAUCAGCUGUUGACACUUGACAAGUCAUGCUAGUGAGGCUGAGAAGACAUGAACUGGGGCGGUGGGUAAGCCUAGUGGUUAAAGCGUUGGCUCGUCACGCCGAAGACCCGGGCUCGAAUCCCCACAUGGGUACGAUGUGUGAAGCCCAUUUCUGGUGUCCCCUGUCGUGAUGUUGCUGGAAUAUUGCUAAAAGCGGCGUAAAACGAAAACUCAGUCAGUCAGACAUGAACUGUUACCUGUCUUACAUGAAGUUGUGGACUACAGACAAGACGGUCAAUGAUACUUGACCAGAUGUUGUUCCUGAGGAAACUGCGAAAUAUGUGUGCCAUUGUGCCAGGACAUUCAGGGUUAUGUUAAGUUUGCCUGAAAUCUCUGAAUGGAAUCGUGUGGACAAGGAUGUGAUGCCAUGAAUAAAGUGUGGAUGUGUU
This is a messenger RNA of Haliotis rubra (blacklip abalone), 2717 nucleotides long. Its product is annotated as 39S ribosomal protein L38, mitochondrial-like. The record is from RefSeq and is a predicted model, not a curated record. NCBI's taxonomy places the organism in Eukaryota, Metazoa, Mollusca, Gastropoda, Lepetellida, Haliotidae. Gene Ontology annotation, cellular component: mitochondrial large ribosomal subunit.